CCAUCCCUCUCGCUCACAAGGAUCUCUCAGCGAGCAUGAGAAGACACUGAGAGGACAUUCACACCGGACUCCUGGACACCGAUGACCUGCAUUGGACGACUGUGCAACUGAGAUUUCUGCACAUUUCAACACACGUACAGCUCUGCUCAGCACCAUGACCAGGAAGGUGUUCACCAACACGAGGGAGCGCUGGCGCCAGCACAAUGUCAAUACAGCCUUCGCCGAGCUCCGCAAGCUCAUCCCCACCCACCCUCCGGAGAAGAAGCUGAGCAAGAAUGAGAUCCUGCGUCUGGCCAUGCGCUACAUCAACUUUCUGGUGCAGCUGCUGGAGAGCCAGAGCGGUCAGCCGGCCAGCCACUCCCCCACCGCGCUGCUCACCUUUCUCAGAGGUAACAUGGAGCAGUUGCACUCCCCUCAGCACACCUGGGCCAUGACCAGUGACACAGAAGUCCCGUCACCUGGAUCCAGCUGCGACAGCUCUGAGGCCUGGUAG
Plectropomus leopardus (leopard coralgrouper) is the source of this 493-nucleotide messenger RNA. RefSeq names its product T-cell acute lymphocytic leukemia 2 (gene tal2). The record is from RefSeq and is a predicted model, not a curated record. Gene Ontology annotation, molecular function: RNA polymerase II cis-regulatory region sequence-specific DNA binding; protein dimerization activity; DNA-binding transcription factor activity, RNA polymerase II-specific. Gene Ontology annotation, biological process: regulation of transcription by RNA polymerase II. Lineage: Eukaryota; Metazoa; Chordata; Actinopteri; Perciformes; Serranidae.